Messenger RNA from Tarenaya hassleriana, 2109 nucleotides. Its product is annotated as probable receptor-like protein kinase At5g15080. The coding region runs from base 375 to 1820 and encodes 481 amino acids. Gene Ontology annotation, biological process: protein phosphorylation. Gene Ontology annotation, molecular function: protein kinase activity; ATP binding. The transcript is spliced from 6 exons. NCBI's taxonomy places the organism in Eukaryota, Viridiplantae, Streptophyta, Magnoliopsida, Brassicales, Cleomaceae. The record is from RefSeq and is a predicted model, not a curated record.
UCUCUCUCUCUCUCUUGCCCGUCAUCUCUGUUUCGAGCUGCCCUUUUGCCCGUCAUCGGACACUUGCCCCUUCUGCAUCUCUCUCUUUAGUCUACUCUUCUGCCCCCCCUCUCUCUCUCUCUUUCGCUCUAUCUCCACAGACAUCAAUUCCCUUUUUUGACUAAAAUUCCACGACUGGGUUAAUCUAUUCCCAGUGAAUCUCAGUCCUUUGCUGCAAGGUCAUGCGCCAAUCUCCUGAUUUCGGGGGUUUUCCCAGUGCUAGUCCCUGCAUUUUGCACCGGAUUUCUUUGGGGUUUCCCCAGGGUAUGGUGGUCUGAUCGAGAAUCCUUGCGUUUUGCUUCUCAUCCCCUUUCUCCGGUCGGUGGUUUCGGGAGAUGGGUUUGGAAGAUAUUGGGGCCAUUAAAGUGAAAGAUAGUCUGCGAUCGGAGAAAUCAGAUGAGAGUAAGAAGAAGAAGAAGAAGAAGAAGAACAAUGUUAAUAAUAGCAAUGGAGUUGAGGAAGAAGCAAGUGGGUGUUGGGUCAAACUUAGGUUUAUGAUGGGUUGCUUACCUUCAAAAUCAGAUGUUGAUGGUUCCUUGAGUGGUACUACUAGCACUGUGGAAAGUAAGUCAGCAAAUGAGAAAUCAAGUGACCAACCAGUUCUUCAUGUUUCUUCGACGACGACGACUAGUAAUGCUGAGAGCUCUUCGUCAACUCCGAUGAUCAGUGAAGAACUGAAGGUUUCUUCUCACCUGAGGAAGUUUACGUUCAAUGAUCUGAAGUUGGCGACGAGAAAUUUCAGACCAGAAAGUCUUCUGGGAGAGGGUGGUUUUGGUUGUGUCUUUAAAGGAUGGAUUGAGGAGAAUGGCACUGCUCCUGUUAAGCCUGGAACUGGCCUCACUGUGGCUGUCAAAACCCUAAAUCCUGAUGGACUUCAGGGUCAUAAAGAAUGGCUUGCUGAGAUUAAUUUUCUCGGUAAUCUUGUCCAUCCGAAUCUUGUUAAACUGAAUGGUUAUUGCAUCGAAGAUGACCAAAGGCUGCUGGUCUAUGAGUUUAUGCCUCGAGGAAGUUUGGAGAACCACCUUUUCAGAAGGUCUUUACCUCUUCCAUGGUCUAUCCGGAUGAAGAUUGCACUAGGUGCGGCAAAGGGUCUCAGUUUCCUCCACGAAGAAGCCCUAAAGCCAGUUAUAUACCGAGAUUUCAAAACUUCGAACAUCUUACUUGAUGCAGACUACAAUGCAAAACUAUCGGAUUUUGGGCUUGCAAAAGAUGCUCCUGAUGAGGGCAAAACCCAUGUCUCUACUCGAGUCAUGGGCACAUAUGGAUACGCUGCCCCCGAGUAUGUCAUGACUGGUCACUUGACAUCCAAGAGCGAUGUUUACAGUUUCGGGGUGGUUCUGCUCGAAAUGCUGACGGGUAGAAGAUCUAUGGAUAAAACCAGGCCAAACGGAGAACACAACCUAGUGGAAUGGGCAAGACCGCAUCUCCAUGACAGGAGGAGGUUCUACAGGUUACUUGACCCGAGGCUCGAGGGCCAUUUCUCCAUUAAAGGAGCACAAAAGGCGACGCAGCUUGCGGUGAAGUGCCUGAGCCGUGACCCUAAGGUUAGGCCAAAGAUGAGCGAAGUGGUGGAAGCCCUGAAACCACUUCCGCAUCUGAAAGACAUGGCGAGCUCCUCCUACUACUUUCAGACAAUGCAAACCGACCGUCUGAAAAGUGGGUCAGCUCGGUUAGCGUCUAGAAACGGCCAACAUGUGUUCCGGACUCUGUCUAGUCCUCAUGGCUCUUCGCCCUAUCGCCAUCAGAUUCCAUCUCCUAAGCCUAAAGGAUCAACCAAUUAGCUUUCUUGGUGAUCAAGGAGAUAUUUUUUUUACGGAUUCACAUGAUUUCGUUAUCCAUUUGAAGGUAAAGACUGUCGAAUGGAACGGGAGAACGACAGAAGCUCAUCUGGUUCGUUCUUCCAUUGCUGAAGCUUCUGUCUGGAAAUGGUUAGAAGGAGAGAGAUGAAGAUGUAAAAACGUUUAUGUGAAAGAAGCUUUUCAUGUUGACUGACUGGUGUUAAUUAACACUCUCUCCCUGUAAUGUGUAAUCCCAUAUUUUAUGUUAUAUUAUAAUGUUUUCUACUUGCUA